Messenger RNA from Bipolaris maydis ATCC 48331, 775 nucleotides. Its product is annotated as DNA-directed RNA polymerase. NCBI's taxonomy places the organism in Eukaryota, Fungi, Ascomycota, Dothideomycetes, Pleosporales, Pleosporaceae. Gene Ontology annotation, molecular function: protein dimerization activity. Gene Ontology annotation, cellular component: RNA polymerase II, core complex. The record is from RefSeq and is a predicted model, not a curated record. Gene Ontology annotation, biological process: transcription by RNA polymerase II.
ACCCACAGCCACUACACUCUGUCGCAGUCUUCACCUGUGACAAACCGACCAUUCCGAGCCAGUCGCCUUACUCAAUCCCUUGGAUUCGAGUCUUUAUCACUCCUCGAAUAGAGAAGUUUGCCUCUUCGCCGCCCAAGUCCCAGGCAAUCGCGUGUAUACACAGGACCAAGAAGAGUAAAUCUAAGAAGACAAUACUAGCACCAUGAACGCGCCAGACAGAUUCGAGCUCUUCCUCCUCGACGAAGGCCAAGAAAAAGUUGAGGAAAAGGCGGAAACCCGCGUCCCAAACACCGCCGUAUUCACCUUCAACAAAGAAGACCACACCCUCGGCAACCUGCUCUCGCAGCGCCUCCUCAAAAACCCCGCCAUCAUGUUCGCCGCCUACAAGGUCCCGCACCCGCUCUUUGCCACCUUUGAGCUGCGUGUCCAGACCGACGGAUCCAUCACACCCAAAGAAGCCGUCAUGAAGACGUGCAGGGAAGUUAUUGCGGAUCUGAGCAAGCUGAAUGAUAGUUUCCAGACGGAAUGGAUUGGCAAGCGCAUUGUCAGUGAGGGCGAGGCGGAGAGGGCGAUGAGGGAGCAGAAUAAUUUUUAAGGGAGAUGGUGGAAGGGAGCAGAAGAGCGGGUGGGAGGAGUGCAGGGUGCAUGCAAAGGCGUUUUCUUAUCGAAGGUGCAUGCUGUGAUUCAUGAUUAUGGCGUUCUUGGGGGAGGGACGAAAGGCGACUUUUGGACAAUACGAAUUUAUCGAAGAAUGAAAUAUACCUAUUUGCGCGAA